UGUCUGGCAUGCAUGUACUGUGGGUUUUUAUUAUCAUUUUUUUAUUAUUAUUAUUUAUUUUUUUUAAUUCCAGAUGGCUUUCUCGACGACCGGCACUCCAAACAUCAGCUCGUGCUGCCUCUGUCCCUUAUGUGCCACCUCAUGGCUGAGGUGCACACCCUGCUCUGGUGCGGCUUCUCCUCGGGUGCUGUGAGCGGUUUUAGGCACCAUAAUACGGAAAAGACGUUAGGCUGUUGGAGAGGGUGCUGAAGGGUCUGGAGGGGAAGCCGUGUGAGGGGCGGCUGAGGGUACUUGGUCUGUCCAGCUGGAGGAGAUUGAGGGGAGACCUCAGCAUCCUCGGCAUGAGGCAGAGGAGGGGCAGGUGCCGAUCUCUGCACUCUGGGGGCCAGGGACAGGACUGGAGGAAACAGCAUGAAGCUGAGUCGGGGCAGGUUUAGCUUGGAUAGCAGGAAAAGGUUUUCCGAACAGAGCGUGUUUGGGCACUGGUACGGGAUUCUGACGGCCGUGCUCUCCCCUGAGGGGACGCGCCCGAGGGCGGGAACGCGGCGCGUGCGGGCUGGGCACGCGCGGCGCGCGCCGAUGACGCGCGCGCUCUCCCCCCGCCCCAUCAUCCGCGCGCUGCCCCCUCACGGCGCGGCCAUGAAGGCGACGCCGCUCUCCAACUGCGAGCGGCGAUUCCUCCUGCGCGCCAUCCAGGAGAAGAAGCGCCUGGACGGGAGGCAGUGCUACGACUACCGGAACAUCCGCGUCUCCUUCGGCGCCGACCGUGGCUGCUGCAUCGUGGAGCUGGGCAGGACCAGGGUUCUUGCACAGGUCUCAUGUGAACUUGUUCCCCCUAAGCCCAGUCGGCCCACGGAAGGUGUGCUCUUCUUUAAUCUGGAGCUCUCACCCAUGGCUGCACCUGGGCUGGAGCCUGGCAGACAGUCAGAGUUACUGGUGUCACUGAACAGACUACUGGAACGAUGCCUCAGAGAUUCCAAAUGCAUUGACACUGAAUCUCUCUGCGUUGUUGCUGGUGAAAAGGUUUGGCAAAUUCGGCUGGACAUGCAUCUGUUAAACCAUGAUGGCAACAUCACUGAUGCUGCCAGCAUAGCAGGGAUUGUAGCUCUGUGUCAUUUUCGCAGGCCAGAUGUGUCUGUGCAAGGAGAAGAAGUAACUGUGUACACUCCUGAGGAACGUGAUCCUGUCCCCUUGAGUAUCCACCACAUGCCCAUUUGUGUCAGUUUUGCCUUCUUCCAUCAAGGGACCUAUUUAUUGGUGGAUCCAACUGAACCUGAGGAGCGGGUGAUGGAUGGGCUCCUUGUAAUUGCCAUGAAUAAACACCAUGAAAUUUGUACCAUCCAGUCCAGCGGAGUGUUGAUGCUGCUGCAGGAUCAAAUUCUGAGAUGCAGUAAAAUAACAGCUGUUAAGGUCGCAGAAAUAACAGAACUGAUUCAAAAAGCCUUGGAAAACGACCAGAAAGCCAGGAAAGAAGGUGGAAAGUUUGGCUUUGCGGAAUCUAUCCCCAACCAAAGGAUCACUGCCUUCAAAAUGGAGAGUGCUGCUGUGGACACCAACGAUGUGGAAGAACAGGCUGGAGAAAUCAUUGCUAAAGCUGACCCUCCUUCAGAAGUUUUUGCCAAUCCAGUAUUGCACACUCCUGGGACAGCCCAAAUUGGGGAAGGAAUAGAGAACUCCUGGGGAGACCUUGAAGAAUCUGAGAAGGAAGAAGCAGCGGAAGAGGAAGGUGAAAGUGAGGCAGCUGCUUUUGAAUGUGAGAAAGUGGAAACUGAGGAUACAAGUACACUGAGGGAAACUAAGAGGGGUGAACCCAUUGUACUGUCUGACAGUGAGGAGGAAGAAGUUGUCAUUCUGGAACCACGGGAACUACCAAGGAAAACAAGAACACAGAUCAGCUCCAAACAAGAAAAUCCAAGUAAGAAAGGAUUUAACAAAAGAAGAAGAAAGAAGAGAACUUCUCGUUAAAGCUGUAACCCCUCUGCAGGAAUGCUGUAUAAUAUGGAUUUUGAUGUAUUAUUACUGAGCUUAUUUUUGUAGAUAAUUUUACUUCUUCCCCUCCCAAUAUCUGGUUCUGCUUUUACGUAUAUGUAAAAACGAUUGUACACAAAUUUAAAUUAAAAAAUGGUGCCUGUAACUGAAA
Molecule: messenger RNA, 2140 nt
Organism: Prinia subflava (tawny-flanked prinia)
Lineage: Eukaryota; Metazoa; Chordata; Aves; Passeriformes; Cisticolidae
Gene: EXOSC9
Product: exosome component 9
Exons: 12
Coding region: 412-1965 (517 amino acids)
Biological process (GO): nuclear polyadenylation-dependent rRNA catabolic process; TRAMP-dependent tRNA surveillance pathway; nuclear mRNA surveillance
Cellular component (GO): cytoplasmic exosome (RNase complex); nuclear exosome (RNase complex)
Molecular function (GO): mRNA 3'-UTR AU-rich region binding
Source: RefSeq, a predicted model, not a curated record